AUUAUAUCAUUGGAAAACUAUAAUGACCCAUAAUUUUAUAUUUAGUUUUUCACAUCACUUUGCGCAGCAAUAUCACAAUUCUAUCAUUUUCAUCCAAAUAAUGGAGAUUUUUCACCUUUUUUGUGGUGUUUGUAUCUUAUGUUGCUGGAAGAUGGAUGGCAAGAGUAUUACCAACGCAAAAAUUUCAAAUUUUGCGAUGGAGCUUUAGUCUCAACCCAGGACCAUUCAAUAUCAAAGAACACGUUUGUAUAUUUGUAGCGACAGGUGCUGGCGGUGGUUCAGCUUACGCUACGGAUAUUAUUUCCAUACAUACAAGAGCUUUUUUAUCAUCACUCAAUCAAUUUUGGUCAAGGUUUUCUUUUGCUUAUGAGCACACAGAUUAUAGGGUAUGGUUUCACGGGAUUUCUUAGAAAAUAUCUUGUUCAUCCACCAAGUAUGAUUUGGCC
Messenger RNA from Rhizophagus irregularis DAOM 181602=DAOM 197198, 446 nucleotides. Lineage: Eukaryota; Fungi; Glomeromycota; Glomeromycetes; Glomerales; Glomeraceae. The record is from RefSeq and is a predicted model, not a curated record.